AUAAGCCUAAUUCGAGACGAAAAUUUGUCAUUUGCCUGUGCAAAUUGUUUUAUCAAAGUGAGUUAGGCAAAUACGGUUUGUCCAUUUAGGCAUGUCGUUUCUGAAUAUUAAUCGCUUUCAUAUUUUGUGUUUUUUUUUAUGGCAAUUCGGACUUUUUUACGCUUGCCAGUUGAUUUUUCCGAUUUUCUACAAUUUUCAUCCAGGGCUUUCAUGCGAAGAUCCAGGAUUUAACUUUUCAAAGCCUAAAUGCAAACUUUCAAAAGUGGAAAUAUGCACGGAGCUUACAGCAAAUUGUUCCAAGUGGCACAUUGAGCCAGCUCCUUUCCACUCAAUGGUUCAGGAUUUUAAAAUGUUUUGUGGAACAAAAGCUUAUGAUUCUGCAUGGAUUGCAACAAUUCAAUUCAUUGGAGCACUUGUUGGAGCAUUGGUUUAUGGUCAUUUAGGAGACCAUUUUGGUAGAAAACCAGUUUCGUUUGUUGGAAUCUCGAUUGGAAUCAUUUUCGGAGUUGCUUCCGGAUUCGCACCAUCAUGGGAAGUGUUUGCCGUGUUGCUAUUUAUAUGUGGUACAUCAGUUGCAUGUAUCAUGAUUGUCUUCUAUGCCUAUAUUCUGGAAUUUAUCGAACCUGAGCAAAGAGUCUUCUUGAGAACAUUUUUCAAUUGGGGAUAUGCUCGCUUAGUGUUCACCUUAGUCUGCUUCAUUUGCGGUUAUUGGAGAUCAGCAGCAAUUGCCACGUCACUACUUGCUCUGCCAAUACUCCCAGUGCUUCUGUGGCUUCCCGAAUCUCCAAAAUGGUAUGCCACCAAAAACCGAUUCCAAGAAAUGAAAGAAGCAGAAAAGAAAAUUUCAUGGCUCUCGGGAAUUUCAUAUGUCGAACGAGAAGACAGACGAACCGAAAAAAUUGAAGAAAAGGACACGAAAGUGUAUACGAUUCGAGAUUUAUUCAGUUCUUGGCCAAUUGCGUACAGUACAAUUGUUGUUGGAUCCUUGUGGUUUUCGACAAGUGUGUCCUCAUUUGGAGCUGACUUGAAUUCUGGAAAUUUGGCGGGAAAUUUCUAUCUGAGUCAAUUCGUUCAAGCAGCUGCAAUUGCCCUAUCUAAACUUUCCAUUUUCCUCCUCGAUCUCUUCAUUCCAUCAUUCAACCGCCAACGCCUUCACCAAGUUCCCCAAAUAAUAAUGAUUGCUUGUUACACUACAAUCAUGGCAUUGAUGAUUUCUCCAGACUCAGACUGUUCUAGCCAAGGGUCUAGGAAUUUAGCGAUCAUUAUAAUCAAUAUCAUCGGCACUUCAUUCAUUGAGCUCACAUGGGAUGCAUGCUAUCUUGUAGCUGCGGAGAUAUUUCCUACGAGGAUUAGAACGAUCGGCAUUGGUACAUGUUCUCUUCUUGCUCGAAUCGGUGCUCUUCUUGCCCCACAAAUGGCCUAUCUUUCUGAAAUUUAUCCACCAAUUCCUUACAUAAUCGUUUGCUCAAUCGGCAUUAUUUCAUUGUUGAUUUCAUGUUUCUUCCUACCAGAUACAAAAGGAGUCGAUCUCGGUGCUUUGGAUCGUAAUCCUUUGGAAGAGUCUGGAGAUAACAAAGAAGAAGAAAUUAGUGAAAUUCAAAUUGGGACAAAUUAAAAUUUAGCAUAAUAUAUUGACGGAGAACAAUGUAGAAUAGUUCAGGUGCUGAAACUGAAACUGAUAGAAAUAAACUUGAAAUUUUGUGGUGUUUUUUUGAAUAUUAUAAAAUGCACAUAAAGGUGCACGGAUUUGCAUAAAUAGGUAUCUAAUUGCAAAAAAGAAUUCCGUUUUAAUAAGAAUUGUACAGAAUCUCCUGAAUCUGUGCUCUUUUCAUUUUCCCAAACAUCUCCAAUAUGUACAGUUUUUCCCAUUCUUUCGUGCUACAGUUUCCCCUUUUUUCUUUUUUCCUUUUUCCCUUUUUCCUUAUUUCUCCUUUACCUUUAAAAGAGAUGUUGUAGUAAAAGAGAUACGUAGUAAAAGAUCAAGUAGUAAAACAGUAUUUGCCUUAUAAUUGUGACUCUUUUUCUUUGUUUUGAGAGCGUCUCAAAUGUUUAAUACAUUUUU
Molecule: messenger RNA, 2062 nt
Organism: Caenorhabditis elegans
Lineage: Eukaryota; Metazoa; Nematoda; Chromadorea; Rhabditida; Rhabditidae
Gene: F23F12.3
Product: SLC22 family MFS transporter
Exons: 10
Coding region: 92-1615 (507 amino acids)
Source: RefSeq, marked reviewed